Molecule: messenger RNA, 3985 nt
Organism: Lindgomyces ingoldianus
Lineage: Eukaryota; Fungi; Ascomycota; Dothideomycetes; Pleosporales; Lindgomycetaceae
Exons: 3
Coding region: 127-3960 (1277 amino acids)
Source: RefSeq, a predicted model, not a curated record
CCCCCUCCCCAGCAUAUCGCUUACGCACGUUAGAAAUGAUAGUGUCUUCCACAAUACAUUUAUCGGGCUUGAGGAAACCUCGUUUGAAAUCCGAAUUCGAUUUGAGCUUUCACGACAGGCAUCUCCAUGAACGCAAUGACUAGCGGCGAAAUUUACGAAUUGCAGCAAUCGACUCCCCUGUUAUCCGACCCAACACAUUCAGCACCAGAACGCAUUGAUCAGGCAACUCCCCUUCUAUCCAAAUCAAUACAUUUAGCACCAAAACCAGAGCACCGUAACCAAGUUGACAGCAAAAUUCGCAUCACAGAUGAAAAUGUCAACGACUCAAGCACUACCACCUCGCCCAAUCUUUCAAAACCGCAAGCCAACAAACCCCUUAACAUCCCCCAUCCGAAAAUGUGGAAUCCAAUAUGGUUCCACAAAACCGUGCUUAUAUCUCUAGCAUCCCUCCUCGCAGCGCUGCUCGUCGGACUCGGUCUCCUGUGUUAUUUCUCCCACGCGCACCAUGGCUUCGAUACGUAUCUUCUGCAGAAUGCGUAUAGUUGGAAGUACGGACCAACGGCCUUGUUCAUUAUUCUUUCUAGUAUGUGGAUACAAGUCGACUUCUGGUCUAAAGUCCUUGUUCCAUGGCAGGAAAUGAUCAAAAGCGAUGCUUCAGCCGAGAAGAGCGUAUUACUCGAUUACGUUUCAAGUAACCUCGUCGUUUCUGGAAGAGACGCUUGGAAGAAUGCACAUUGGGUUGUGGUUGCAACGACUGUUGGCGCGGGAUUGUUGGAACUCCUCACGAUUCUAUCCACUGCGCUCCUCACUGUAGGACCGAUUACGCUGACUAAUAACAAUUUCCCCAUGUUGCAGACGACACGAUUCGCGAGGGGUUCGCUAGAUACAGCCUACAAAUCGACACUAGCACUCGCAGCCUACAGUGGUAUCCUUACGCAAGGUCUUCCACAUCCGAAUGGAAGUUUUGCAAAUCUGGCUUAUGAGACGAUAGAGCCGGCGCAAGGGCUUCCGACGAGUAAUGCAACUGUCACCGCAGACACCGUUGCCUUCUUCCCCGAGUUGAACUGCGAGGUCGCCAAUGUUUCGUUACUUGGCCCUAGGUUUAAUCUCAAUUUCACAGACUCGAAAUGCUCGUUUGAGUAUCCGUAUUCCCAAGAUGUUAGAUGCGACCCUACAGCGCGAUCAUGCGGUGAGAAGGAAGUGUCAGCGAUAUGGCAGCCACUUACGGGGCCUCGCUAUAAUGGGACAGUAUGCGGCGAUGGCCCCGACAACACUCGGAUAAUUUUCGCUGUCAUUCAACAGGACUUUGGAAAGGGGUCCGAUAAGAAGAACAUCUCGGAGGUAGCAACGACAAUGACGGGAGCCAUCUGCCGCCCACGGUACUCCCUCCGACCAGCAAGCUUGACUUUCACGGGCUCCCUGGCGAACCCAAGAGCAAUUCAAAGCGUCAAAGAAAAUUAUCACGGGGUGAAGACAAACGACACGAUUUACGGCGUCAGCAACCUCAACCUCACAGGCGCUCUCUGGAAACUGUUCACUAUGGGAACUUUCAAUGUUCGCGAUAACGACGCACCGAAUUGGUACGACCUGAAUACUUUCGACGAGGGAGGAAUGUUUCGUCUGAUGCGGGCCGUGAACAACGGGUCUAGUCUAAGCGCUUUUAUGGACCCGGAUACGCUUAUUUCAACAGCGGAGACUUGUUAUCAAGGGGUCACUUCGCAGCUCGCGAGACAAUACCUACUCGUGGGUACCAAUGGAUAUUCACCAGUGGCAACAGUGGAGUAUGUUGAGAAUCGCCUGCAUCCUGUUAUUCUCUCAGUGUGGCUAACAGGUGUGGGCCUUGUUCUAUUAAUUGGCCUUCUAGUGGUGGUGUUACUAUUCCGUCCUCGGGAUGUUGUGCCUUGCAAUCCGACAUCUAUGGCUGGCAUUUUGACCAUCAUGGCUUCAAGUAAGGAGUUUAAUGCUACACUGAGCAAGAAGAUUCACCCUGGGGAAAUACCCCUCGAGUCCUGUUUUGGGGGAACACAGAUCUUCACUAAUAUCGUCUCUAUAGAAGAUGAGCAAUCUCCGGCUUUCCGCAUCGAAAUCUCUCCUAACUCUACAAGUCCCUUGCAGUCUAAAGCAGCUUCUAAAGGGGGGGGACCCUGGUGGAAGCCUUUGCCCAUCCAAAUCCCUUACUUUUCUUUCGCCACUCUCCUCCCCGUUACUCUCAUCAUCAUUCUUGAAAUCCUCCAGAGACUUUCGGACCAAAACAGCGGUUUCACGUCCAUCAGUUCCCUCCGUACUGCUCAGGUGCUCGCCAACAUCAUACCCGCUGGUGUCAUGGCACUGGUUCAUACGAUGAUCAAGUCUAUCUCCUACGAUCUCCGCUUAUUGGCACCAUUCAAAACCAUGCACAAAUCAAACGCUCCGGCCCGUCGAAGUGUUCUUGUCCACCACCUCGGCGCGGGAUCUGUUCCCGCGAUAUUUGAAGCGGUUCGAGCUCAAAUUCCGACCGUAGUGCUCUCAGCAACAGCGUCGUUGUUAGCAUCGGUGCUGACUAUUGUUGUGUCCGCGCUAUACUCCAGUGACACUGUAUCGCAACAGAUGGAUAUAACGCUCCAACGCCUCGACUCGUUCGAUCUCAGCUGGGGGAACAACAACACCAACUUGACAAACGUGAGCCUCGCUUUCAAUCUCAUUGAACAUUUCAACAUGACAGAUGCGCCAUCGACGUACCAGGACCUGGUUUUUCCCCGGUUCCAGCUUUCAGACGAGCAUGCCGGGGUCAUCAACAACGCACAACAGUCAAUCACAGCCACGGUCCCCGCAUACCGAGCUUCUCUAAAUUGCACCGCCGCUGCCCGCGAAAGCAUUACUGCGAAAGUGAACCCCCCUCUUUCGGGCUGCUUGAGUAGCACGAUGUUCGUGGAGCCAGACGUCAACGUUUAUGCCAAAGUCCCGCUUCCAUCCAAAUGCCUUCAAAGCAUGGAAAGGCAGAACCAGAAUAACAGUAAAUUCACUGCCGACGUCACAAUGGGUUUUUGUUUCGGAGCCAAUAGCACUGGAUGGACACCCAUGGGACGUAUGGAGGAUAUAAACAACGAUUCCGACGAUUGUCCGAGUCUGGCAUUUGCAUUUGGAGUGUUUUUUGCUAACAAGACUGGUUUUACCAAACAUAUAUCGACCGAGAAUACCACGGUAUUGGCGUGCAGUCAGGCGAUUGAGCGAGUGGAUACUAUAACCACGUUCGUGGGGCCAGACCUUAGCAUCGACCGCAGAAAUCCUCCUGUACCAGAUGAAUUCAAGGCUGUAUCGGUAGGCAAUUUUCAAUAUGAGCUCGGACUCAACAUCUCAAUCAAUUCAUUUGACUUCCCCGGCCAAGACUCUGUUAUGGAGAGGGAAUUAGAUAGGUUCCUCCAGGCCGUAAUAUUCGGCCCGGGGGGAAUAUCGUUGGAUGAGCUUCGGGACACGGAAAUAGCGACGAGAGGGAUUCAGAAGACAUAUGGGCAGUAUAUGGCGGAGGCGUUAAACCGAGGAAUGAGGCGGUCACCCAAUACCACUGCUUCUAGCCCCGAGAAUGAGAAUGAGGAGCAGAACGAGGAGCAAACCAGCUUUACAGCCUCAACCCUCGCGCCGAGAGACCGCCUGAAACAGAAUGCUACACCGAAACUUGUGCUACAGAUUCUAUUGGGUGUGAUCUUGCUGCUAAUCGCCGUGGCCUGGGUACUGGCUGGUGAUCUACGGACCGUGUUACCGCAUAGUCCGUGUUCGAUUGCGGGAAUGUUAGUUUUAAUUGCCGGAAGUGAGGUUUUGGAGAGGGAAGUUGUUCCAAAGGGUGCUGAGUGGAUGGGGGAAAAUGUAUGGAGGAAACAAGGCGUUUUUGAGGGAUGGCUAUUUAGUCUAGGAUGGUGGGGGGGGAAAGAAGUGAAGGAAGUGAGGAAGAGGUAUGGCAUUAAUGUUGGAAGGGCAGAAGGAUAGAUUUCUGGGGGCCGCGAUCUUAAAG